UCCAAAUUCAUUGCACAACUCUUUGAAGAUUCUUGUGUGGGUCGCACUACCGCGGAUGACAUUUACUAUCUUUACUACUUUGGUUAACACGUCAAGUAAAGCAGGUGGAAGAGUGCUCACUGCUAAAGCAUAACGAUGUAUGAUGCAGUGACUAAAGGUAGCGUGCGGAGCAACAUUUUUGACCAAUGUUUGGAAUCCGGAACGGACGCCCAAUAUGGCUGGUGCUCCGUCUGUACAGACACCCACUAACUUCGACCACAGUGGCAUGUUUACCUCGAGGAACUUCUUUACUAUUCGGAAGACAUCUUCGCCACGCGUAGUCGUGCUCAAGGAUUCUGAGAACAAGUACCGAACAUACACAAGUAGUUGGGAACAGGACGCUACGUCGGUCGACUCAUCUAACUGGAUUGCAAAGAAGGGACUUGAUCUUAUUUCGUUGAGCACCGUGUUCAAAAUUUGUUUGCUCAUGUCCUCGAUACGACUUUUGAUGGUGUUGUUCGAAAGUGAUAUCAGAUUAAUCUUCUCCGCAUGAUGUUCUCCAAGAACGAGCUUAACCGCACCCAUUAUGCAAGGUUUGAUGAGGUCCUCUCCUAUGGUAUGCGGCUUCUUGUUUUUGGCGAUUCGAAGCGCAAUGCGAUACGAAGCUUCAAGACCAGCCUCAUUUGCCUGAGAAAAGGAGUUCGAUGUAUCCAGG
Dicrocoelium dendriticum is the source of this 694-nucleotide messenger RNA. The record is from the annotation of a GenBank genome assembly. NCBI's taxonomy places the organism in Eukaryota, Metazoa, Platyhelminthes, Trematoda, Plagiorchiida, Dicrocoeliidae.